UUUUAUAAAUGUACGUCAAUCUAGUUGGUUUGUAGCCGUAAGCAUGACAACAUUAGGCUAUGGUGAUUACAUUCCAGAAACUACAAUUGGCCGAAUAGCUAGUAUUUUGGCAACACUUUGUGGCAUAACUAUAAUAGUAUUAGCAAUGACAACAAUUACGUCAAAUUUUCUUCGCAUUUGCCAUGAGAAUAAAAUUAUUGAUAAACUAAAAUCACAAAAAAAGUUAUCAAAACGAAUUCGAAAUAUAGCCUUUACGGAAACUGAAUUUUGUGACUAGAAUGUUACCAUAUAAUGAAGAGAGG
Condylostylus longicornis is the source of this 302-nucleotide messenger RNA. RefSeq names its product potassium voltage-gated channel protein Shal-like. The transcript is spliced from 3 exons. The record is from RefSeq and is a predicted model, not a curated record. Lineage: Eukaryota; Metazoa; Arthropoda; Insecta; Diptera; Dolichopodidae. Bases 44 to 277 code for a protein of 77 amino acids. Gene Ontology annotation, biological process: potassium ion transmembrane transport. Gene Ontology annotation, molecular function: voltage-gated potassium channel activity.